GAGAUCACCGCGAAUCCCUGCGGAGCUGUUUGUUUUGCUUUUGCGUAGCUUUUCAUCGAUGUCGUCAUCUACGUGAGUGGUAUGCGUGUGAUGCUCGCGUUGAAAAUGUGCCCAUGAACUGUUUGCCUCGUGUACGUGGUUGUGCGUGGUGUGUCUCUUUGUAAGUGUGUGUUGAAAGAAUUGUUUUGAUUCAUUUAAAGUACAAGCGAUCGAAAAACUGCAUCGCCGCCACCGAGAGGAUCGUGUGUUGCUAAGAGAACCGUCUGGACAAGACCCUCCAUUUGCAAUGACUCCCGGACCGACAACCAAAAUGGAUCGUUCAAUGGUGGCUGGUAGCGGUGGUGGUUCGGCCGGUACCACCGAUCAGCGCAAGCGCUGCGGAGAGACGAUCCACUCGGGCCAGUUUAUGGUGUCACACUUCGAAACCGAAGGUGCUGAGGACGAUGACGAUGAUCUGGGAAUGCAGAUGGAGGAAGUCAAACCGGCGGAUCUCAUUGCAACCGACAGUGCCGGUGUCAUUCUGCCGGUGUCCGCUUCGGGUACCAUGGCGGAUGUGACCGCAUCCUCUUCAUCCGGUGCGCUGGUACCAUUGGCCAGUAUAGGAUCGACGGAGCAGCCAAACCAGCUGGCCCGAUACGUACCAAGGCAUAUCGGCAACCGGUCCACGGUAUCGCAGGUCGAAAUCGAUACGGACCUUUCGACCGUAUUCAAUACGCUCAACGUUACGUACACACAAAAGCUGACGUCUCCCAAAUGGAACCCUUUCAAAGGCAUCCGCUUGCGAUGGAAGGAGAAGAUCCGCCUGAACAAUGUUAUCUGGCGCUGUUGGCACAUGCAAUUUAUCAUGAAGCGGAAAACUCUAGUCUGUCAGUUUGCUUCCCCGCUAGACGUAGACGUUCACAAUACACCUCAGGCCAUUUUGCUUGAAGGAAAGUACUGGAAGAGGAAAUGCAACGUAAUCAAGGCGGAGUACAAGAAAUGGCGACGGUUUAAUGUAAAUAGAGCAUUAGGUGCGACUAACAUUGUCGAUACGAAUAGCGAAUUAGACUUCUUGGAGUGGUCUCCGAUCAGUAAUGAUAUAUUUAUGAUCACCGAUAAUAUGCCCACGGAUACGCUGUUCUCUACACUAGCCCAGUAUCCGUUUCCCGACUCUAGAGAGAUAGCUCGUGGUGCGGGUCGGGCCGACUUCAUUCAGCCCAGCUUGGGCCCGCUACAGCCAAACCUCGAUGAUUUGAUGGAUUUGGACCUAGAUUUUCUGAACUUCUCGCGACUUGCCCCCGUACCGGAAGAAGCCUCAGACGAUCUGCUGAAAGCAAUCGACUACAAUUACACACUCGGGUCCAACCAAUUAACCAACGCUGGUAGUAGCAUACAGGAAGCGCCGGAGACACUCCAGGCAGUCUCCGGCAACAACCAGCAGACGAAUCAAGCAAGCGGCUGUAUACAGCAGCAACCGGUUGGCAUGCAAUAUUCGUCGAAGAUCUACGCCCAAGCAUUGCAGCCCACGAGUGCGGGAUCACCUUCACCUUCGGUGCAAUCCUCCAUUGCCCAGCAGCUUAGCAACGCAAUCGAUACGUACCUAUCCGAUCAGCUUAUUGGUGGCGGCAACCCGACUGGGAACAGUCAAGGGACCGCAUCACUGGGUGCAUCGCUCGGCAUUGGUCAGGUGGCAUCAGGUCAGCCACAACAACAGCAGCAUACGUUAGCCGGCAGUAACAGUACCGACGAGCUAGCGCGCAGUGUCAAAUCGAAGUUCACCCGCGGUUACGCCAAACACAACUACGACCCCAAAUACCCACCGACACCCCAUCAAACGAUGGCAUACAAUAUGGUUUCGCAGCCGCACAUGGGACAAGCGGCGGCCGGUAGCGCGGUCCUUGGAGCAUCCGGUCCCUACGGUAGUAACGCCACCGGUGGCUUCCAGAAUGUGAUUUCUUCAUCUGCCUCCGCCUCGUCCGGCAUUCUUCAGAUGGGGGGCGGUGGUAUCCCAUCGUCGUUAACGCCUAGUAGUAUGCAGCUACACUACAACCAUUCCGCUUUGCAGAACGCCGCUGGCAAUCCAGUUAACCUCUCCAACAGCACCGGUGCGACGAGCGCUGCUGGUAGUGGUAAUGGCAACAUCCGGACACCCUCCCAAAUGAGCAACACCGGCGGAGGGGCACCUGCCCAACCAAACGUGUCCGGAGGCUCGGUAAUGCUGAUGCAAAGCAUGAACUCUAAACUGUUGACGCACAGCCAAUCGCUGCCGGUGCCGGCAUUGCCGCAAUCGAAACCAGCCGCACCACAACCCCGCUCAACCUCCAUGCCGACAGGGCCGAACUACAACCAAAUGCUGGCAUCGCAACACUCUCCUCCCGGUAGCCUGCAUGCAUCGCAAUCGGGAAGCAGCUACAAAUCCUACCACGGACACCAACCCCAACCGUACAAGAUUCCUUCGCAAACGGUUGGUGCCGGUAGUUCGUAUGCCAGCGGGGUACGAGCAAUGCGUCAUUCGUCCCCACCGCACGGCACCCUACUGCAGCCAACCUCCGGCUCGUCCGGGCCAGCAACGGGCAUCGGAAUGAGCACGAGCACAGGUCAACCUGUGGGUAUAUCGAACGCACUGGAACAGUCGCAACAACAGCUGCAGGAUCUUCAGCUUCAACAGCAACAGCAGCAACAGCAAUCGAUUGGGUCUACGGCGGGCAGUCUGCAGCAAACGCAAGCUAAACGCCAUCCACCGCAUCCCACCAAAGAGAUGUUCCGCUCGAACAGUCUUCCGAUCAAUGCGACCUUUCCGCUACCACCGAAGGAGGCGGAAAGCUUUGCCAUGCCCCGGUACCAUCAAUCCUCACAGAAGAGCAAUGCGAAAUUGCGCACACGCAGUAACUCGAUGAUCAUGAAGCAGCAAACGGGAGUCAUAACGAACCCGGGAAUGGGGAUGAUAGGAUCCGCUAGUACGGGAAUGACUGGUGCAGGUGGUUCGCUACACGUACUGUCACCGACACUGCACGCGACCUCCAGUGAACCGAUGCUCAACGUUACCAAUAGUGCUCUGCUUGCCCAACUACUAACAACUAAUAACGCAAGUACCUUACUGAAUAAACAAUCACACAGUACAUCAUCAAGUGCCAUAAGUACCUUAACGCAGUCUUCGUCACAGCAGCAGCAGCAGCAACAUCAGCACCAGCAGCAACAGACGAGUUUGUUUCAAACGAUGUCAAUGGGUAACACCAUUUCCCCAUCGUCCUCUCAACUUCAGUUGCAUCAGUUGCAACAACAGCAACAGCAGCAACAACAACAGCAGCAGCAGCAGCAACAUCACCAUCAAAUGUCCAGUGCAACACCCGGCACAUCCAGCAGUACGAUGCGAGCUCAACCGAGCCACAGUUCCGUGCUGAAUUUUGCCUCCUCUUCCGGCAUGUCUCUAUCGCAGCAGAGUCUUUCGCCCGAUUCGGCACACGAUACGGAUGGUCCACUAUCACCGACCGGGCUGGGUGGUAGCAGCAGCACCAGUACGGGCGGUGCCGGCAGUAAGUUCCCGCGCAGUGAUAGCCAACGUCGCACGGGGCACAUUCACGCGGAACAAAAACGUCGGUACAACAUUAAGAAUGGGUUCGAUACACUCCACUCGUUGAUACCGCAGCUACAGCAGAAUCCAAAUGCAAAGCUAAGCAAAGCGGCAAUGCUACAGAAGGGUGCCGAUUACAUCAAGCAGCUACGAUCCGAGCGUACGUCCGCCAACGAUCAGAUGGAUGCAUUGCGCCGGGAGAUUGAUCAAUUGAAUAAUUCAUUGAAUAACCUUCAUACCGCACUGCCUGCCAGUGGAGCGCCGGUAUCCCGCCAGCGAACCGGUCGCGUGAAGGAACUGUACCAACACUACGUCCGGCAGCGAACGUUGGAGAACUGGAAAUUCUGGAUCUUCGGGUUGAUCUUCGAACCGUUGCUCAAUUCCUACAACCAAACGGUUUCUGUCGCGAGUAUGGAUGAGAUGUAUCGUACCAGCCAGCUGUGGGUUGAUCAACACUGUUCAUUGGUGGAGCUAAGGCCUGCCGUUUCCAAUCAACUGCGGCAACUGUCAACGACGACGGAUGUCCUGUCGGAUCCUCCAAGCUCACUGCAGGAGGAGGUACUUAAGGCGAUCUCCAAUUCGACCAACAGCUCACUCGGACCGAGAGCCUCCGGAAAGGGGGGUAGCAGCCGGGGAGGAAGCAGCACCGAAACCAGCCCCAACAGAUCGUAAAGCGCUGUGGUGUUGUUGUGAAUGUUACUCCUUUUUCUUACCGAUUUUUCAUUGUUUUAUCAUUAUUGAACGAUCUUUUAUUACACUUCCGUUUUUUAUGAGCAAACCCGAUAGGGAAAGAGGCGAUAUAUAUUUUUUCGUUACAUACUAUUCAAAAGCGGAGGUAGUACGUCUUUCUUGCUGGCAAGCGGGCAUAGUAUGCAAUUAAAUUGAAUGGUGCACUUACAUCCACACCCACACACAUACCCACAGUUGCUAUUCUUCAUUUUGCUUAUCGCCUUACGUGAUAAAAAUAAGCUCAAAUUAAGGAAAACUAAAUAGGCGUGUAAGUGUACGCGUGUAACACAAAACACAAACUACAUAUGAACAGUGCCUUUUGUUCCGGUUCGGCGUUAACCCCAGGACGAGCCACCAGGUUGAAUGAAGUGUUAAAAAUUGAAACAGAAAUUGUUUCUUUAUGCAAUACAAAAUGACGUUACCAUAAUCUCAGUGAAACAGGUCACAAAUAGUAGCCGCGAUAUAGAAGGUGAGGGAGGUCGCGCAAUGUAUCCGCCGGCUAAUUCCAUCAUUGACCACGUUCGGUAUCGACAAAAGAAGUCUAGUUUAGUUUAUUCGUUCGUCGUUAUUCGUUUUAAAAUAGUUUUUGUUUUGUUUUUUUUUUAUUUUUGUUUGUUUCUUUGUACUGUACGAAAGUAAACUUUCUAUCGUAUCAUUUACACACCAUACUAGCUCCUUUUUUCUAUGUUUACAUUAAGCACGUCGUCUUUAAAAGUUGUUGUUAAGAACGUUAGUUUUCUUGCUUACCCUAUCCUUUUUUCGUUCUGUUCGUAUCUAACAAUACUUUUGCUUAAAGCGUUCAUUUGCCAAUUCGAUCAUCCACGAGCGAGCGUUAGCGGAAGCGAAUAAUUUGCUGUUAGUGCGUACCAUGUAAGCGGUAAUGUUAAUCUGUUUUUUUUUUAAUAGCUUUAGCCCAUCGUUAGUAGAGUUAGUGAUUUGUUGGAUAGAUUGUGAGACAAGGAGAUAUCGUUACUUCUAUCAAUGUACGUAGAGUUAUCGCUUGCGAGAUGUGUGAUCGCCUUAAAGUAGAAGUGAGCAGUGUGCGGUGUACGUAUUUUUUACUAGCCUAACUUAACACGAUAUGCAAACGCAGGCGAAUAUUCCAUACUGCACACGACACGGAUUUGUGCGUGUAUGCAAUCGGUAUCAAAACCAACGAGAGAAUAAAAAAAAGGCUGUUGUGUUUCCGGUACAUCACACCAGGUAGGAAAAUGCUACAGAACACAACACAUCAACCCUUCCAAUGAUUAAAAGCAUGGAAUUAUCGUAGCACAGCAGCUCGAGAAAGUACAAUUAGGUUCCGAAAUGUUAGACAGGGAAAAGUGUAAGUUUUUCGCUACCAUUCAAGCGCGAGUAAAGAUCAAAAGGUUAAUCGCAUUAAAGUGAGAAAAACGAGAGCGGGAAAGGGUUUUGUUACUAUUGUAAUGAAAUUUCGAUUUUCCCCGCCCAAACAACAAACACACAGCCCGUAAUAAGUGAUUGUAUAUGCAAGCGACUGUCCUGCUGAAUGGAGUGUCCGAAACCGCUCAGUGAUGGAGCAACUCAUGCUACAAAAGCUCAUCGAAUAUUGUGACCGAAAAAAGAGAUAACUUCAAGCCCACCUUAAGGAUCAGACCCUGGCAUGCAGUGGAGGAUCAAUCCCCUUGGAGGCCCAGGGCGGAAUUAUAGUUGGGGCCUCUAAUUUUAAAAACGAUGAAGGAGGGGGAGGGGGGAAGGCAUUGAGGCCCUUGAAAUGAUCUGCAACCACAUUUGUCCACUUUUCCUAUGAUAGUCCCGGUGCAAGAGUCGGUUCCUGUCGCGCGCCGAUCGAUCGAUCCACAAAACAUCUUUCGUACGGAUUGUCCUUGGACCAUCAUUGCGGGCGGAUCCUUCAUCUCGCUCAAACUUUCCGCCGGCUGAUACGAAAUUCCAUACAAACCAUACAUACUUUGUUGU
This is a messenger RNA of Anopheles moucheti, 6214 nucleotides long. RefSeq names its product protein WBSCR14 homolog (gene Mondo). Gene Ontology annotation, molecular function: protein dimerization activity; DNA-binding transcription factor activity, RNA polymerase II-specific; RNA polymerase II cis-regulatory region sequence-specific DNA binding. The coding region runs from base 287 to 4222 and encodes 1311 amino acids. The transcript is spliced from 13 exons. Gene Ontology annotation, cellular component: nucleus. The record is from RefSeq and is a predicted model, not a curated record. Gene Ontology annotation, biological process: regulation of transcription by RNA polymerase II. Lineage: Eukaryota; Metazoa; Arthropoda; Insecta; Diptera; Culicidae.